This is a messenger RNA of Synchiropus splendidus (mandarinfish), 1942 nucleotides long. RefSeq names its product tetratricopeptide repeat protein 39B-like. The record is from RefSeq and is a predicted model, not a curated record. The transcript has 18 exons. Bases 58 to 1788 code for a protein of 576 amino acids. NCBI's taxonomy places the organism in Eukaryota, Metazoa, Chordata, Actinopteri, Syngnathiformes, Callionymidae. Gene Ontology annotation, molecular function: protein binding.
ACUGGACUGUCUGACUCGAGGCUGACACGCAGCACCGAGGUGAUCGGUUGACUCACGAUGGAGACGCUCUCACACACACAGGUGGAUUCCAAAAAUUCCAAGCGGACUCCUGAAAUGGCCUUGGAGGACUCGUUGAAGGAAUGCACCACCGCCCUGGAGCUUUUUCUCAACAACAGAUUUGCUGAUGCACUGGCUCUUUUGAAACCCUGGAAAGAUCAGAGCAUGUACCACGCGAUGGGCUACAGCAGCAUUCUGGUGAUGCAGGCAGGGAUGACUUUUGACUCCAAAGAUAUGAACGCCGCUAUGUCAUCGCUGAAUGAGUCCCUGCAGACGUGCCAGAGAUUCCGAAAGAGAACCGGAAUAAUGGAGUCUCUGGCCAGCUUCUGGUAUCAACAGUCAACUGAAAGUUUCACUGAAGAGGAGAUGCACGCAGAGCUGUGUUAUGCGGAGGUGCUGCUGCAGAAGGCCGCCCUCACCUUCUUGGGGGAGAGUAUUAUCAGCUUCAUCAAAGGCGGAAUGAAAAUCCGAAACAGCUACCAGAUCUACAAGGAAUGCCAAGCCAUGGCAAAGGUGGCGAGAGUGGAAAACAAGAGCUUGCGCAAUCACUUCACCGGCGGUGUCAGCAUGGGGAUCGGCUCCUUCAAUCUGAUGCUGUCUCUGCUGCCGUCCAGAGUCCUCAGGCUGAUGGAGUUUUUGGGGUUUUCAGGAGACCGGGAGCUGGGUCUGUCUGAGCUGCGGGAAGGAGCGGCCAGCACCAAUCUGCGCUCCAUUCUUUGUACCUUGACGCUUCUGAUGUUUCAUCUCUACAUUUCAGUGAUUCUAGGCACCGGUGAAGCGAACCUCACUGAGGCUGAGAGCCUCUUGGCGCCGUACGUUGAUAGGUUCCCUAACGGGGCGCUAAUCCUCUUCUAUGUCGCGAGAAUUUCUCUGCUCAAAGGGAACUUCACAUAUGCCCAGGAGAAGUUCCUCGCGUGCAUUGCUGCGCAACAGGAGUGGUGUCAGAUUCACCACCUGUGUUACUGGGAGCUGAUGUGGGCCUACUCUUUUGAGCAGAACUGGAAGGAGGCGUACCGUUAUGCUAACCUGCUCUGCAAGGAGAGCAAGUGGUCUCAGGCAGUUUAUUUGUUCCAGAAAGCGGCAAUCCUGAGCAUGCUGCUUGAAGAGGAAGUCAUCGCACUGGGCGAAAAUGUGUCCGAGCUUUUCAGACAGGUGGAUGGUUUGAGGCUGAAAAUCGCCGGCAAAUCGAUACCAACAGAGAAGUUUGCAGCGAAAAAGGCCCAGCGAUAUUCCUCUUCCAGCCCGGGGAAGCUGGUUGUUCCUGCCCUGGAAAUGAUGUACGUGUGGAAUGGCUUCGCCAUCGUUGGGAAGAGGGAAGAUUUGACCAAGAACAUUUUGUGUACCUUGGAGAAGGCUGAGGAGGAGCUGGAGCAUGAGCCAAAUCCGUCUGUGUAUCACUUGGAUGACAAGUGCGUAGUGCAGCUGCUGAAAGGCUUGUGUCUGAGACAGUUGGGACGACUGGUCCAAGCGGAGGCCUCCUUUAACUACGUUAUAUCAUGUGAAAGUGAAAUCAAGCAUGACAACUAUUUGGUGCCGUUUACGAUGUACGAGCUGGGUCUGUUGCACAAGCAAAAGGGCGACUUCGAGAAGGCCAUCUCCGUCAUGGAAAACAUCAAGAUGAACUACAAGGACUACAACAUGGAGUCAAGGUUACAUUUCCGCAUCCAUGCAGCCUUGAACACCAUGGGCUCCUUCACAUCCAAGCUGCCCCCCUCACGUAUGCCAGCGUAAACGAUACCUUGCCAUUUCUGGUUUACAUGGUGCACCACUCAGUUUUGAAAAUGACCAAUUUUACUCUCGACACUUGUGGGAACAAUGACAUCAAUGUAAUAUCAAAAAUGUUAAGGGUAUAAAUAGAAGUGUUUUAAAUUUAUUGUCUUGAAUA